Molecule: messenger RNA, 886 nt
Organism: Dendrobium catenatum
Lineage: Eukaryota; Viridiplantae; Streptophyta; Magnoliopsida; Asparagales; Orchidaceae
Product: transmembrane emp24 domain-containing protein p24delta3-like
Exons: 5
Coding region: 77-754 (225 amino acids)
Biological process (GO): intracellular protein transport; endoplasmic reticulum to Golgi vesicle-mediated transport; Golgi organization
Cellular component (GO): endoplasmic reticulum-Golgi intermediate compartment; COPII-coated ER to Golgi transport vesicle; endoplasmic reticulum
Source: RefSeq, a predicted model, not a curated record
GUGGAGGAGAAGGAGAUUGAUCUGCGCCGAGCUUUCCACGCCGGAAAGGGCGACUGUUUUGGGGGAUCGGCAUCCGAUGGAGGAGAAGAACGGCGUGGCGAUCUGUCGCGCCGCCGUAACGAUGCCUGGAUUCUUCUUCUUCUUACUCUUCUCUUUCCUAUUCGUCUCGUGGAUGCCUGGAACGGAAGCUGUUUGGAUAAACUUGCCGGCGGGCGGUACGAAGUGCGUUUCGGAGGAGAUCCAACCUAACGUCGUCGUCCUCGCUGAUUACUCUGUAGUUCCCGAGGACUCUAGCCAAGAGCACCCCACGAUCUCGGCCAAGGUCACAUCUCCUUACGGAAAUUCACUUCAUCAGAAGGAGAAGAUAACAAGUGGCCAGUUCGCAUUCACAACAUCAGAAGCUGGCAACUACCUUGCAUGUUUUUGGAUUGAUAGCAGCAAUAAAGGUGUAGCAGCUAAUGUUAUUCUUGAUUGGAAGAUUGGUAUUGCUGCUAAGGAUUGGGAUUCUGUUGCUAAGAAAGAGAAGAUUGAGGGCGUUGAGCUUGAGCUUAAGAAAUUGGAAGCACAGGUGCAGGCAAUCCAUCAGAAUUUACUAUAUCUCAAGUCCAGGGAAGCUGAUAUGAGAGAAGUGAGUGAGACGACAAAUGCCAGAGUUGCAUGGUUCAGCAUCAUGUCCCUUGGUGUAUGUAUUGUGGUAUCUGUCUUGCAGUUGUGGCAUCUUAAAAGCUUCUUCCAGAAGAAAAAACUGAUCUAGACUUAACCAUUGAAGCAUGUAGAAUGAGCAAAAAUCAAGAAACAAUUGGUAUGAAUCGCUGUUUUUGUGUAACAUUUUUCUUUAUAUGCAGAAUUAUUCUGAUCUUAAUCUACAUUUUGGAGUUUUUUUUUU